GCAAGAUAAAGGUGGGCGUGCAGACGAAGGACCAGAUCGAAGCGUGGGUGGAGCUCCGAAAGUAUCCAGUCAUCGGCGGAGGAGGAGAUCGCUGCGUUCAUUCUCCAAGCUGCCACUCAAGUGACAAGGCCAGCUCCAGCCCAUUCUGCUGACAAACAAUUAUCCAUGGACAGCGCGUUGCUUCCGCGCAGUAACUCGGCCGAUGAGGAGACGAUCUCCAUUGUGGCGUACGGAACGGAGCCACCACACCCUGAAGUUCCCCGAUCGGCGAGCGAUAACCGGAAUUCGUGGAGAGGUUCCCCUUCCAACAUCCAGACAAACUACCAGCCUCCUGACUGGGCCUCGGACGAUGGUGCGGUCGUUGACGGCAGUGCCAGACGCAUCGCUGUCAAUUCAGGGACUGAUACGAACACCAGUGCAGACUCGGCGUCGACAUCAACUCCACCUCUUCCUGGUGGCAACAGCUUCCGGAGUAACUCGAGCGCAAAACCGGAUCCGACAGCAUCCACAAAGUCACCGGAGGUGGCAACAACGCCACCAACAAACGCGACCAUGCGCCCACUGACGCUCUACGGCAAGGACAUCCUCCACAUUUUCCCCUUUGGCUCGACAGCGCACGACCCCGUAAAAUGGUCGGAUACCCUCGGAGCUGUCGAUACCGAGGACGACUACUCAAUUCGAGACCCGCACUUCGACCUCACCAACGGAAAAAUCAUCAAGCUCUUCUCACUGUCCAACCCCAACGAGCAGGGAAUGCUGUCAUACGAAGGUUUCCGCUGCGGUCUGGAGGCUAUGGGCAUCGCUUGUGACAGUGAUCGGCAGUUCCAGGCGUUCGUGGAUGUGGUGGACGAGAACAAAAGCGGCGACAUCUCGUACGAAGAGUUUCUGUGCGCCAUCCAGGAGAUCAAGCUCGCUCAGCUGUUCAACGACCCGUUCAUCAGCACGAUGCCGACUCUGCAGGCGAGUCCGAAGUCGCCUGUAUCGCUCGGCUCGAUCGAGUACUCGCCGGACCGCAUUCGAAGCGUCUGCCCGAUCAACCAGGUCAAGAGCUUCAUCUACUCGAGCAAACCGAACUGGGCUGCGGUUCGCUGGAUCAACGUGAAAGGGAUUAACACGCUGUUGAUUCGCCGCCUCUCCGUCCGCUAUCGACUGCACCCGCUCGCGAUCGAAGACACACUGGGGCCGGACGUUAAGCGGCCGAAGUACGUGAAAUUCGACGAGCAUUCGUUCCUCAUCCUCCAGACGCUGCACCCGCGCAACAUGGCGCUCGUCAAGAGCUACCAGCAAAUGUUCCGCGCCUCGCAGUUCGUGUUGCCGGAGGACGACGAUCCCUUCGAUAAAAUGAGCGCCGGCGAGCUCGAGUUGCGACUGAAAGAGCUAAACGUUGGACACGUCAUGUCUCCACCGCAGCAGCUCAGUCUGUACGUCAUGGAGGGGGUUCUCAUCAGCGUUCAGGGGGAGAAUACGCUCUGGUCGGCUCUAAAGCGACGGCUGCAUGUGUCGUACUCCAAGGUCCGUCAGCACAGCACAGCGUUCCUCAUGUACACGAUCAUGGACGUGUGCGUGAACGAGCUAUCACCAAUCUCCCAGACGUUUGGUGCUAAGUUACUCAUGCUCGAGCGCCUGAUGAUGCUGCAACCGCGAUAUUUCGACUUGGGUCGCAUCGCCGCCUGCUCCAAGCAAAUCAAGGGGCUUCAGGUGCACUGCCGACCGAUGCGUGAAGUUAUCUCGAAGCUCAUUUCGUCUGACGACUAUCAAGGCGAGACGCUGCAGUACUUUGCUGACGUCCAGGAACACCUGACGACCAUCGAGGAGGAGUGCGAACGCAACCUCGACCGCUGCAACGGCCUCGUGGACGAGUUCAACAACGCGCGCGCCUCGCAGCAGAACGACGUGAGCUACAUCUUGGCGCUCAUCGCCGCGAUCUUCCUGCCGGCGCAGUUCCUCACGGGUGUCUACGGCAUGAACUUCCCGUACAUCCCCGAGCAAACGUACUACUACGGUUAUUUCAUCUGGUGGGCGAUCAUGCUGGUCGUCGCGGGGCUCAUCGUACUGUUUUUCAAGUACAAAAGGUGGCUGUAA
This is a messenger RNA of Phytophthora sojae, 2082 nucleotides long. RefSeq lists its product as hypothetical. The record is from RefSeq and is a predicted model, not a curated record. Gene Ontology annotation, molecular function: calcium ion binding; magnesium ion transmembrane transporter activity; cobalt ion transmembrane transporter activity. The transcript has 2 exons. Gene Ontology annotation, biological process: transmembrane transport; metal ion transport. NCBI's taxonomy places the organism in Eukaryota, Oomycota, Peronosporomycetes, Peronosporales, Peronosporaceae. Gene Ontology annotation, cellular component: membrane. The coding region runs from base 166 to 2082 and encodes 638 amino acids.